UUAUGGCAACAUUUCGCAUUUUUAUCUCUCUCUCUCUCCACUAAAUAAAAAUAAACACUGUCAAUUCAUCAUCAUCAUCAUCAGUAAGAUAUCAAAUCAUAACUAAUCAUAGUCUAGACAUAGAGAGUGAUACCAACAAUGAGACUAAGGUUAAAAUCAAAGACAGGGAUUAAGACUAUAGUGGUCGAUGACCACUUAUCAUUUAAACAAUUUAUAAAUGAUGGUGAAUACUUUAAUGAUUUGAAAUCAUCAUCAUCAGAUGAGAUUGUGGCGAUUAAACGAGGAUUCCCCCCUGUUUCCAUAUCUUUACAUGAUAUAGCUGAUAAUGAAACCAUCACUGAUAAGGGAAUUAAAGCUGGUGAUCAACUUAUUAUAGAAUUUGGUCGAGGUGUUACUGGUGGAAGUGAUGGUGAUGUUGUUAACAGUGAGAAAUUGCCACAGACUGUUUCACCGCAACCAUCCCUGAUAUCAUCCAUCCCAACUUCAGACAAAGCUAGUACCGCUAAAGAAGAUGACAUACCAUCAGUAUACAUCCCUGAUUUAAAGAAAUACCUCAUUUUAAGAAACAUACCGGAUGAUAAUUCAUGUUUAUUCAAUUCGAUAUCAUAUGCAUUAAGUGGAUAUGACUCUUAUGAAACGAUAAGUCCACCACUGGAAUUAAGAAAAGUAAUAGUUCAAUAUAUUCAGAAUGAUCCUCUUUUAUAUAAUGAAGUUAUAUUAGGACGACCAGUGGAAGAAUAUUGUCAAUGGAUAUUAAAGAAGGAUUCAUGGGGUGGAGCUAUUGAAUUAGGGAUAUUGGCUAAUUGGUUUAAUAUUAGAAUUGAUUGUUUAGAUAUCGAACUGGGGAAAUUCAUUCAAUUCAAGAAUGAAGAUAGUGAUAUUCCGAUUGAUAAAUUCAUUAUAUUGAUUUAUAGUGGGAUCCAUUAUGAUUUAUUAGCAUUAAAUCCAAUAAAGAGUACUCUAAGUAAGGAUAAAGCUGAUGAUAUAACUCAAUUUGAAAUCAAUCCUACUACUGAAUCAAUCAUACUUGAACAAAGUUGUCAAACUUUAUGUCAUCUUUUACAAACUGAAAAUUAUGCUACAAAUACUACCACAUUUAGAGUUAGAUGUCUUGAUUGUUAUAAGAUAUUAGUAGGAGAAAUGGGAGCCACAAAACAUGCCAAUACUUAUGGACAUUUCCGAUUUGGGGAAGUCAAAUAAACUAGUUAGACCUUAAGCAGAAUAAAAUUGUAAUAUAUGUUAACAGUAGUAGUUAUGUUACACCUAAUUGUAGUUAUUUAGACUGCAAACAGUGGACGUGUACCAUUCCCAAAAAAC
This is a messenger RNA of Scheffersomyces coipomensis, 1317 nucleotides long. Its product is annotated as ubiquitin-specific protease. Gene Ontology annotation, molecular function: cysteine-type deubiquitinase activity. Bases 139 to 1200 code for a protein of 353 amino acids. Lineage: Eukaryota; Fungi; Ascomycota; Pichiomycetes; Serinales; Debaryomycetaceae. The record is from RefSeq and is a predicted model, not a curated record. The transcript has a single exon. Gene Ontology annotation, cellular component: cytosol; nucleus. Gene Ontology annotation, biological process: endoplasmic reticulum unfolded protein response; protein deubiquitination.